AUGGCAGCAAAACUACCACUAGAGAUCCUCGAAUAUAUUGCAAAAUAUGUCAAAGUAUAUGACUGGUGUAAAUACGUCCUAGUCUGCAAGCAGUGGACAGAAUCAUUUUUAAACGCUUAUUGGGCUCAAGUUGACAUGAAGAAUUUUAUCAAACAUAUCCCAGAAUUAAGUAUAUUUCCUGGGCGUUAUAUGAAGAAAGCGAACUCUUUCAAAUUAAUUGGAGUCUUUGGAAAACAUUAUCACGGGCUUCUCAAGCGCCUUAAUAUAUUUGCUGUAUUUAAACCAAUAUCCGAAAAAGACAUCGAAGCAAUAAGAAACGCCGAACCAGCGCACACUGUUACCGAGAUCGAUUUUUGCUCUCAUUAUACUGACACAUCGUGGAUAUUUUACUUUGCACACAAGUAUCCCAGUCCAGUCAAUUCUAAUUCAGAGAUUCAAUCUCCAGAGUACCAACACUCUACACACUUGCCACAUCCGUUACAAACACUGGAAAUUGCGAAGACAAGAAUCGAUAUACAUGUUUUUAAAUACAUAUCUUUCCGUUGCAGACAGCUGAAAUAUAUGACAUUGCUAUUUAUUUCUUAUCGUGGUUCUGACAUUGAUAAAACCAGACAAAUACUUGUGGAUAUGCCCUUUUCACAACUAAAACUGUUAAAAGCAUACGGUAACCAAAAAUCUUACUCUUUGUCCCCUAACCUUAUUGUCAUUGAGCAAAUGGGAAAUGAUGAAACCGAUCAAGGACAUGCACCCCAAUUAAACUGGUAUCAUUUGUGCGUCGACACAACAAACAGAAGAAACAUAUUAUUGGUAUGGGAACUUGGAAGAUGUGACAUUGAAUUUUGCCAGAGAUACCUUAAAGACUUUGGGCGAAGAAGAGAAUUUGAAGAGGAACGAAAUGAUACGGAGGAAUAUGAUUUCAGUUAUAAACUUAAAAGGUUUUGGAAAAGGGAUCUUCAACUUGGUGUCUUGAUAUUACGAUUCAAAUCUCAACACGUGUCUGACCAAUCUCAGGCUCCUCUUAAGAGCCACCCGCCGGGCAGGGCUCGUGGACAACAGGAAUCCACGAGGUCCCCUCCCAGCGGGUCUUCUCAACGCCCGAAUGGUGACCACCUCCAGGCGCUUGGCCAUAUGGGCCGUGGAGGUGAAGUCCUCCGGACAAGGACGCUUUGUUCCUCUAGGAACAGCUAUGGAAUAGUAUAA
Phycomyces blakesleeanus NRRL 1555(-) is the source of this 1200-nucleotide messenger RNA. RefSeq lists its product as hypothetical. Bases 1 to 1200 code for a protein of 399 amino acids. The record is from RefSeq and is a predicted model, not a curated record. Gene Ontology annotation, molecular function: protein binding. NCBI's taxonomy places the organism in Eukaryota, Fungi, Mucoromycota, Mucoromycetes, Mucorales, Phycomycetaceae. The transcript has 5 exons.